CAAAAAGCUUGUUUUUUAUUUACUUUCUUCUUUCUUCUUUUUUACAUCUUUUAAAAAAGAGAAAAAAAAUGUCCUCCACCACUGCAGGGACACAACAUACAUUAAAAAAACCAUGCAAUUCUGUCAGUUGUUGUUCACCUUCUAGACUUUGGAAAUCGAUUCAACAAGUCAUCAAUCAGGACAAGCGUGAAGAAUUCAAGACGUUAUGUCAAGACAAGACAAAGAUACCUCAUCUUGUACGAGUCAUCCUGUCUUCACGUCUAUCCAAUAAUCCUUUACUUUACAGUAAAUCAACCACAGUCAUUGACUCUCGCUUAAAUGAGAAAUUUGGCAAGUUAUCAGCCACAGAUUUGAAUGCUGUCGAAAUCAGUUUAUUACAGCAUAAGCAUGAUACCUUUGCUUAUUGGACUUUGCAGCUUUUGAAAAAACAUGCUAAAGCUUCUGAAUGUAAACAAUUUGUCAAUCACCAAUUCGGAAAACAGGGCAAUACGGCUUUGCAUCUUGCUGCCUUCUGGGGCAUGUCCAGGCUUGUACGACUCAUGUUAGAAUUAGGAGCCGACCCUUCUGUCCAAAACAAUCGCCAACUCAGACCAAUCGAUUGUACGACGCAUGCUGAUGUGAUUGCUUUACUUGAACCCAAGGCACCAGCACCCAAGCAUUCUCUCUUGCUCAAGAAGGCCGUCCAGACCAUUACCAAUGACGCACAGUACUAUGCUGAUGAUACAGCCAAAGUUGCGCCUCCUUCUCCAGAUUAUUUCAUGAAACCCUCGCCUUCUCCUCUCUCUUUCUCUUCAUCCUCAUCUUCCUCAUCUUCAUCCUUUUCUUCACUCGAUCAACACUGGACUCCUCCUGCAUCACCUGUCUCUCAUCUUGACAAGAUACCCCCACUUCCACCUUCUCCUGCUCCUGUCUUGACGCCCAUCAAGAAAAAGAAGAACGAAAUCAAUGAAACUCUGAUGGUUCAAGAACAUGAAGAUGAAGAGGAUGAAGUGGCUAUUGAAGUUCCCCUUGAACGUCCUGGAUGUUUACCUCGUCAUGAUCUUCCAAAGGAAACUGUGUUACAGAAACAAAAGAAACUUCGGCAAGUGCAAUUUGACCCUCAGGUCAUUGUGAUGGAUAGUUGUGUCCGUGGUGACCAUGAAGAAUUAACAGAAUGGAUCGAUCAAUUGGACGUUCAGACCAUCAAGGAUAUCCAAAAUCGGUCUUUGCUACAUAUUGCACUUAUGCAUGGAAAUGAGCAUUUGGUAGAUUUUCUAGUGGAUAAAGUGGAUAUUAAUCAAGCAGAUCAAGAUGGUAAGUAAAAGAAGUAUAUUAAAGUGGCAAGAUAUUCAUCAUAUUUCUUAGGAUGGACCUGUCUUCAUUAUGCUGCAGCUCUUGGUCUAUGGAAGUCACUAGAAAGACUCUUAUCUCAUCCUCAAUCUAAUAUUCAUGCACGGACCUAUCACGGGUUAAAAAUUGAAGAUUGUCCAAACUCGGAUUUUGGACGAAGAAAGUGUAAAAGUAAGUACCUAUUUUUAUUUUUCUCA
Molecule: messenger RNA, 1526 nt
Organism: Rhizopus microsporus ATCC 52813
Lineage: Eukaryota; Fungi; Mucoromycota; Mucoromycetes; Mucorales; Rhizopodaceae
Exons: 1
Coding region: 69-1301 (410 amino acids)
Molecular function (GO): protein binding
Source: RefSeq, a predicted model, not a curated record